AUGGUAUUUGAAGGUUUAGUGUCAGAAGUAUUAUCAAAAGUAUUAGGACAGUAUGUAAAGAAUUUAAAUAAAGAUCAAUUAAAGAUUGGUGUAUUUGGGGGAAAUGUUCAAUUACAGAAUUUGGAAUUAAAAGAGGAUGCAUUAGCGAAUUUACCCAUUAAUUUACCGAUAUCUGUAAAGAAAGGUUUUUUGGGUAAAUUGGAUCUAAAAGUACCGUGGAAAGAUUUGAAAUCCAAACCAGUAGUUGUUCAUAUCGAUCACAUUUAUGCACUUGCUGUACCAGAAACACAAUCAUACAAAUACGACGAAGCAGAGGAAAAAAAGAAAGAACAAGAAUUAAAGAAGAAACGAUUGGAAAAUUAUGAAUGGUUAAAAUCAAUUCGUGAAGCUGAAAAUACUGAAAUGUCUCAAUUAAAACAAGAAGGUGAUUCUUUUACUGGUCGUUUAGUUACUAAAAUCAUUGAUAAUCUUCAAAUUAUAAUUAACAAGGUUCAUAUUAGAUUCGAAAACAAAAACGAUAUUGGUAAAUUAUAUGCAUGUGGUUUAACAUUAGAUAGAUUAUCAAUUCAAUCAACUGAUGAAUUUUGGAAUCCAUCAUUUGUUGACAGUAGUCAAACAUCGAUCAUUAGAAAAUUAUGUAUUAUGGACUCAUUAGGCUUUUAUAUUGAUGAUGAUGCAGAUUCAUUCCAAAAUCUUUCACUUUCCGAAUUUACAAGAGAGUUUACAAAUUUAAUUCCAAACUCAUCAACUUAUUCAUUAUUAAAUAAAUUCAUCCUUAAACCAGUUUCAUCUCAAUUAAAAUUAAAUAUAAAUAAAAGUGAAUUUACAAAUAAAUCAAUUCCAAAGAUUUUAGUUGAUUGUGUUUUAUCAAAAAUUACAUGUACAUUAUCAUCAAGCCAAUAUAGAAAUAUUUUAAGUAUUUUAAAUUUCACAAACGAAUUUUUAAGAGAUAUGAAAUAUCUUAAAUAUAGACCAGUAGUUAAAGUAUCAGAUUCUCCAAAGUUAUGGUGGAAAUAUGCAGGCCAAGUUAUAUUAGAUCAAAUUAGAGAAAAGCGUUAUUCAAGAUCAUGGGAUUUCCUUUUACAAAGAAGAAGAGAUAGAAUUGCAUAUGUUUCAUUGUUCAAGAGAAGUAUUCCAAAGGUAGAUUGGUUGGUUUCACUUAACAAACAAGAAGUUGAACAAAUGAAUCAACUUGAGGAGAAGCUUUCAUUCGAGGAUAUCAUCUAUUUUAGAUCACUUGCUUAUGCCGAAAUUAAAAGAGAAACCGAAAAGAAUAAAGUUCGUAAGCAAUUUCUUGAUUCUAAACGUCAAGAACGUGGUUUCUUCCAGAAUCUUUUUAACACCAAAAAAUCAGAAGAUGAAAAAGAGGCUCCAAUGGUCCAAUUGUCAAAAGAAGAGCGUGAUGAACUCUAUAAAACUAUUGAAUAUAACGAGGUUGUUUCAUCAGUUGAAGAGCCUCCAGAUUGGGUCAAGGUAAUUGGUAAUUUCGAAAUCAAAGGUUUUGCCAUUGAGUUGGUAGAAAAUGAUUCAGUCUUUGUCGAGGCACUCUACACUGGUUUAUCAUUGAAAUUCGAACAAAGAAAUGAAGGUAUCAGAGUACAAGCCGGUAUUCAUCUUUUCGAAGUUUAUGAUCAAUUUACAAAACGUACUCUUUUCCCAAAGAUUAUUAGUAAAUCUACAAAAACUAGUGGUGCUUUUGCCAGUGCUAUUGUCGAUACCCGUCCAGCCGAUAAGAAAUUAGAUUUAUUGGUAGAGCUUAAUAUGGAUCCAUUAAAUAUUAUCAUCACCAAGCCUUUAAUUAUGAAAAUUGUAGACUUUUUCCACGAUCCAAAUCUUGAUAUCACCAAUAUUUCAAAUAGAGCUGGUGCUCAUAUCGAAGAUUAUAAAGAACGUGCUAAAAUCCAAUUACAGGAUGCCAUAGAUAAUCACAAGAUUUUAGGUCUAUCAGUCAAUAUUCAAGCUCCAGUUAUUUAUUUACCAGAGGAUGUUUCAAAUGAUCGUUCAAAUGUUUUAAUUGUUGAUUUAGGUAAUUUUAAAGUUCAAUCAGAUAAUAGCAGCUUAAUUAAAGGAAAGGCAGUUUCAAAUACCACCGAAAAUGACCUCUACGAUAAAUUUAAUGUAUCUUUAAACUCAAUUCAAGUAUUACUCUCUGAUGAAACCAAAUCAAUUCUUUCAAAUACUGGUGAUAGAUCAUUAAAGAAACAACAAAAUAUUAUCAAUAAAUUCGAUAUUCAGCUUUCAAUUUUUUCAUCUAUUCAACAAGAUAAUUUAUCAAUGACAAAGUUAAAAAUCAAAGGUGAGCUCCCAAGAUUUGAUUUCUAUUUAUCCGAUAAAAAAGCCAAGCAAUUACUUUGUAUUUUGAAUGCUGUUACUGCUGAUAUUCCAGGAGCUGGAAAACCAAAAUCAACUGCUACUACACCAGAAAUCACUAGUGCCACUUCAUCACCAUCAACAGUUUCACCAAAAUUAAGCUCAUCUAUUCCACCAGUAGGCUCAACUGCUGGCACAACACCAAUCGAUUUAUUAAAAACCGAUAGCAAAACCAAAGAAAACAAUGAAUUGCUCUUACAAAGUAAGCAAAUUGAAGCAGAGUUUGUUAUUAAAUCAAUUAGUCUCACCCUUUCAACAGGCCAAUCAGAUAUCGUUAGAAUAGUUUUCACCGAAAUAGGAGUUGGAUUUGUUCAACGUACUUUUGAUAUGUCUGGUAGCUUUAAAUUAUCUGCACUCGAUAUUGAAGAUUGUUACACUAAAAACUCUUUAAAGAAAUUAGCAACAUCAAAUCCAAAAGAUCUUGAUCGUUCAUUAAAUGUAAACCAUUUAGUUAUGAUGAACUUUAAGCAAAUUCAAACAUCUUCACCAGAAUUCCAAAAAACAGAUAUGAUUAUAGAUUUGCAAAUUCAUAGUUUUUAUUUGGUUAUCAAUCCAGCAACUAUUUAUCAAUUAUUAUUAAUGUUAAAAACAUUUGAAAGCGAUCCAGAGCUCAAGGUAUCACAAUUUAUUAAAAGUAAUGAAAACAAACAAAUUCAAGCAGCUCCAAGCGAAGCUCAUCAUUUACCACCAAAUGCAAUCGUUAAAAAACCAGCAACACCAACACCAGUUCAACACCCUACACCAUCAAGUGAUGGCUCAACUACUCCAACUAAACCAACAAGAAGAAUAGUUAAAAGAAUUGUUACCCUUAGACAGGUUCCAAGAAAGAAAGAUCCAACAGAAUAUAAAUCAAUGAAAUUCACAGUAACUAUUAAUAGUUUAGGUUUAGCCUUAAAUCAAGAAACUGAUAAAAUGUUGGGUAUUUUUACAAUCAAUAAUUUCCAAACUGAUGUUUCAAUGUUCAAAGAUAACCGUAUGUUGGUUCAAGGUAAAUUAGGUUCAAUCGUUUUGGAUGAUUUGACUCCAAUCGUUUCAAAUUAUAAGCAAAUCAUUACCCCAAUGAAUCAAGUUGAUCAAAUGUUAGACUUUAAGUAUGAAACUUUUUCAAAUCUUUUAUCAAACUAUCAAGGUUUUGAAGCUUGUGUUUCAGCCAAUGUUAAAUCAAUUGUUCUUAAUGCCAAUGUUGGAUUCCUCAUGUUACUUCAAGAUUAUUUCCUUGGUGGUAUGUUGGACCCAAUUUUAAAGAAGGAAGAGCAAAAAAUAGAAGCAAAACCAAUUCCAAAAUCACUUUUACCUCCAGAAGAUCCAAGUAAAUUAGUUACAAAAGAAGAGAUCGAUAGGGAAGAAAGCCGUAAAUUAUUGGUUCAACUUCAACAAAAUCAAAAGAAACAUAUUCCAAAGAUGAAAUUGGAUAUUGUUAUUGAAACUCCAAUCUUUGUUGUACCACAAGCCACACGUUCAAAGAAUUCACUCCGUAUGGAAUUGGGUAAAAUCAUUAUUGGAAAUACUUGGCAAGAUCAUAGUGUUGCUGAUUUACCAAUGGAAAAUAUGAAGAUUCAUAUUCAAGAUGCCAAUAUUACUAUUUUCUCUGACGGUAGAUCAACCGACUUUUUAGAAAAACUCAGUGUUGAUGUUAUUAUCUCUCGUUUCUUGGUACCAAAUACAAGUAGUGUUGAAGAUCAAAAUAUCGAAGUUAAUAUUUCACAUUUUGCAUUCUUUUUAGAUGAAAAUCAAUAUCGUUUCUUCUUGGGUAUGAGCCAAAAUGUAACUAAAGAAUUAGAAUCUUCACAAAAAGAAAUCCAAGAAUUGAAGAAAGUUUCAAACAUGGGUGACCCAUUCGAAAUGGGACGUAUUACAUCAAAUGACAUGCAAUACUUUACAGAACAAGAGGUUAUUCAAAAAAUGGGUAAAGUUUUAUUACGUAUUCACUUAUCAUUAGACCAUGUUAGUUUCAAGAUUAGUUCAAUAGAUUCUGGUGAAAUCGCUCAAUUUAUUGUUCGUUCCAUUGAAAUCGAAUUAAAGAAUACCGAUAAAAACAAGACCAAUCUUCAAUUACACAUGAAGUCAAUUUUAUUAUCCGAUACUAGAACAGAUUCCACCAACAUUUUCAAGAAUCUUCUUGAAAACAAAGUUAAAACAGACUCAGUAUCACCAUUCCUCCAUGUUGGCUAUAUUCGUGACAAUUUAUUAGGUGAUCAGUAUAUUAAUGUUGCCAUUAAUAAUACAUCAUUAUUCCUUUCACCAACUCCUUUGAUGAUGAUAUCAAAUUUCUUUAUGGGCCCAUUAUCAGAACAACAUGAUACAAAUAAUAUGGAUCAUGAUUUAGAUUUAGAUUUAGAAAGCUUACAAAAGAUUCAACAAAAGGUUCAUCAGCAACAGACUCAAUUACAACAACAACAAUCCUUAUCACCAUCAGGUUUAGAUUAUCCAUCUGAAGCUGGUUCAGAAGAAUCUGAAAAAGAAUUACUUAGAUCUUCAACUAUUACAUUUAAUGCCCACAUUAACCCAUCAAUAACACUUGUUGAAGAUGAAACUCUUUCUGCUACAAGAUGUUUAAUGCUCAAAACUAAAUUAAAUAUUCAAUUCCGUAGAGAUACAAAUGGUAUUGAAAAUGCUAAAGUUAUUAUUGAAAAUACUAAAGUUAAUAUUUAUAAACCAUCCAUCACCGAAGCUGAAGGCUCAUCUCAAGGUUCAAGACCAAUUCAAAUUUUAAAACCAAUUGAAAUGAUUACUAUUAAAUAUAUUAAAGAAAAUCUUACAUCAACUGAAUGGAAACAAGAUAUUGGUAUUUCAUGCACAGCUGUUAAAGUUUUCUUCUCAUAUGAUGAUGUUAAAGCAAUUCUCAAAAUUACAAAUAAUAUUACAAGUAACCUUCAAAAACAACAAGAAGAACAAAAGCAAAGACAAUUAUCAUUUGCAAAUAUGGCAUCAAGUUCAAAUUCAUUACCAUCCUUAAACAAAUCAACAAAUUCAUUCCAUACUACUACAACAUCAACUUCAAGUAGAGUUAAGGCCAAAGAGGAAUUAUAUAAUAAUAAUGAAAAACUUAGAAUCUCAUGUCCAAAUAUUAGUGUUCUCUUUAUUAACGAAUCACAAGAAAUGUACAUUCCAAUUGUUGAAUUAUUCUUUGCUGAUAUUGAAACCAGUGCAAUGAAUUGGAGUUCAGAUUUCGAAGCCAAAUCAUCAAUGUCAAUUAAAGGUGAUUAUUUCAACGAAACCAAUAUGAAGUUCGAGCCAUUCAUCGAAGAUUGGAGUUUCUCUGUUGACUUCAAAAAGAACCGUUCAGGAAAAAUCAAAGGUAGUUUCUUAGCCACUCGUGAACUUUUGAAUAUUAAUGUUUCACAUGCUCUUCUUCAAACUAUUAGUAGUGCUAUGGUUCAUGUCGAUAAAAUUGAUCAAUUAGAUAAAUCACUCGCCACAUCAUUAUCGGGCAGUAAUGGAUCACCAAAAGAUAGAAAUAACGCAAUGAAUCUAUCACUCCAAGGUCCAAGUGUAUUAAACAAAUAUCUUCCAGGAGGUGGAAAAUCAGAAAACAAAGCUACUUUCCAUUCACAUUGGAUUUCAAAUCAAACAGGUAUUCAAUUAGGAUAUCAAAUUCCAAAAGUUGGUAGCUCAUCAUUCGAAUUAGAGGCUAAUGUCGAUCCAGUCGCUUUACCAAUUAAAAUUUCCAAGAGUAGAGAUUCAACUAUGGGUGAUCAUUUAUACAUUGAAUUAAAGAUUCAAGACUCAACCAUCCCACAUUUAAGCUUGGAUGCAGUUGGCUACAAGAUUUAUAGAAUCGGUUCAAGUAACGAAUUUUUAACCUGUGAAGUCAGAUUACGUCCAGACGGCAGCAAAAUAUUAAUCAUUAAAUCUAUGGAUCAAUUCGAAAAUAAUACCUCAUUAAAUUUAGAACUUAAAUGUACAGAAAAUGGUUCAUCAUUCAAGAUUCCAAAGAACUCAAAAUUCUCGCUCCCAUUAUUAAUAUCUAAAGAUCUUUCAAGAUUCUGGGUUAGAUUAGAAAACUCUUCUUUUUGGUCUGAACCAAUCGAUAUUAAUAAGCUUCCAGAUUCUGAAAAUAGUAAACUCUUUAAAAUACAAACUGUUGAUAAGGUUAAUAUGUAUGUCUCAUUAGUACACAAAACCAUUGCCAGUAGAAAUUGCGAACGUUUCAAUAACACUUUCAAAUUCUUCCCACCAGUCCAAAUCGAAAAUAUUCUUCCAUAUCCAUUUAGAAUUUCAAUACCAUCAACUCCAGUUGAUAGAAUCAAAAUCGAACCAGGUGACAAGAUUGAUUUCUACCACUAUACUCCUGGUUCAUCAGUAAGUGCAGUCAUUAGCGAACUAGAAGGUUUCCCAGAUACCAAACAUAAUUUAGUAUCUGGUGAUGCUUCAUCACCAACUUUCUCAAAAACUUUCAAACUAUCACAAAACCAUAGAGAAAUUUCAUUGGACAUUGAAAGAACUGAAGUUAUUAAAGGUGUUCGUGUACUUUCAUUCUAUUGCCAAUAUUGGUUAGUUAACAACUCUUUAUUACCAAUCGAAAUUAAAUUAACCGAUAAUCAAGCUCUUACAUUAAAACCAAAUUUACCAGAUGCAAGUCCAUCACCACCUUUAUUGUUUGGUGCUAACACCAUUAGAGCACGUAUUCCAAUUGAAGGUGAAGGUCCAAUGAAUAAACAAUUUUGUGAACGUUUCCCAAUUAGUGCAGUUGGAAAUGCCAAUACUAUUUUAUUGACCAAUGCUCAACGUACCUAUGAACUCUCAUACAAGGUUGAUUUCUGUUCUAAUGAAAAGUUCCGUCUUAGUAAAACUGUUACCUUUGUUCCAAAGAAUGUCAUUUGUAAUGAAUUACCAUUCCCAGUUGCAGUUUACCAAUAUGUAGAUGAAAGAGCAACUUCAUUCAAUGGCAACAAUAGCGGUAGUGGCAGUAAUAUAAAUAAAAUCAAGUUAUACAGUGAAAUGCGUUUACAACCAGGCGAAUAUAGACCUUUCCAUUGGGAUGUUAAUGUUGACAACAAAAAGAUUUGCUUAAGACCAAUUACCAAUGAAAGAAAUCCAAGUGAAUGGCGUUGUUCUGGAGGUUUCUUUAUUGAUUCAAUUAGUGACUAUGUUGUAAAGAGUAGAAAUAGUGAAAAACCAGAUCACGAAUCAAUCCUUUUCCACGUUACCAUUAAAGAAAAACACGGUACCCAUUUCGUAAAAUUAUUAUUGUCAUGUAAAGAAAAUCCACCAUAUAUAAUAGAAAAUGACACAAAGAGUAAAAUUUCGUUCUAUCAACGUGAUUGUCCAGAGAAUAUUGAUUAUAUCGAACCAAAAGAACUUUUAAGAUAUGGUUGGGAUGACCCAUCUUCAGAUUAUAUCAUCUCUGCUUCUAUCGAUGGUAAACCAUUAAAGAAACGUAUUAAUGUCAACAAGAUUAAAGGUUAUAAGUUUAAUCACGAAGGUACCUUUAUUUAUGUUACCAUUACCAUCGAAGGUCCAAGUCGUGUCGUUUUAUUCUCAAAUAGCGACAAGAAAUAUAGAUCUAUUACAGCAUGGACCGAUAAUAAGGUUGUUAAUCUUUCACAAUCACUCAGUGAAUAUCACUUCUAUAUUAGAUGUUCUGGUAUUGGCUGUUCAAUUAUCGAUAAAACUCCAAAAGAAUUAACUUAUAUCUCUAUGAAGGACUUUUUGAUUAUAGCUACCCAAAGUGCCAUUGAAAAUACACUCGAAGUCAAGCUAGCAGAAUUACAAAUCGAUAAUCAAUUGAUCAAAACAGAUUUCCCAGUAUUAAUUCAUACAGUUUCACCAGAUAAAGAACAAAGAAAAGACUUUUUACAUGCUGUAGUUAUUAAAUCAACUAUUGAUAAUAUCGAUUACUUUAGAUAUAUGUCUACACUUAUUCAAGAAAUGACAAUUGAAAUUGAAGAUCAUUGGUUAAAAGAAGUUUUAGAUUUUAUUGACUCAAUCCCAUCAUUUGGUCAACCUAAUGGUAACAAUAAUAAUAACUCCCGUGUUACAAAUAAUCAACAACAAAAUAAUGGUUUAGGUUCAUCAUUUAAUAUAGGUCAAUUACAAUCAAGUACAGGUAGUAACAACGCUUUAGUAAACUCAUCAGACAGUAGUUAUAAUAACAAUAUUUUACAAACUCUCUAUAAUACUGUUUCUAUUGAACCACCAAAAUCAGAUGCAAGUGCAGUUAAAAUGGUUUAUUUUGCAUUAUUAGUAUUAAAUCCAAUCAAGAUUAAUCUUACAUUAGCUCUUCAAAAUGAUGGUUUAAUUAAAUCAAAUCAUAAAGUUUUAUCAUUAGUCGAGGGUUUAGGUCUUUCAUUAACCAGAUUAGACCGUGCUCCAAUUACUCUCCAAGGUCUUUUAAUGGAACAUCCAUUCACAUCAAGAAGUACACUCAUUGACAAGAUUAAAACUUCAUACAUUAAUCAAGCUCUUCGUCAAUUUUAUAAUAUUUUAGGUUCAGUUGAUUUCUUGGGUAAUCCAGUAGGUUUAUUCAGAAACUUUGGUACUGGUGUACAUGACUUUUUCGUUGAGCCAGCUCAAGGUCUCGUUAAAUCGCCAGCCGAUUUCACUAAAGGUCUUGCUAAAGGUACAAGUUCAUUUGUAAAGAAUUCUGUAUAUGGUACAUUCAAUACAUUAUCAAAAUUAACUGGUACUAUUGGUACUGGUGUUGCCACAUUAUCAUUCGAUGAACAAUAUCUUCAAGAGAGAAAACUUCAACAAGCUCGUAAACCAAAGCAUGUUGGUGAAGGUUUAGCUAUGGGUGGUAUUGGUUUGGGUCGUGGCCUUUUUGAAGGUAUUACAGGUAUCAUUACAAAACCAGUCGAGGGUGCAAAGAAAGGUGGUGUUGGUGGUUUCGCCAAAGGUUUAGUUCAAGGUGUUGUUGGUGUUGCCGUCAAACCAGCCACUGCAGUUAUCGAUCUUACCACUAAAACCACUGAAGGUAUUAAAAAUACAACUAAUCUUCAAAGUCAAGUAGACAGAGUUCGUCCACCUAGAGCAUUUGCCCAUGAUAAUGUUUUACGUCCAUUUGAAGAGAACGAAUCAGAAGGUUGGUUCCUUCUUAAGACUUCACACAAAGGAAAACACUCUGCAGACUCUUAUAUCUGGCAUCAUAUUAUCAACUCGGAAUUAACAAUUAUCCUCUCUGAUCACAGAAUUAUUGUAUCCAAAUCAAAGAAAAAUUUCCUUCACUCCUCCUUCCUUUAUCAAAUUCCAUUCCAUGUAAUUAAAUCUAUUAAAAUGGUUCCAGAAGAAGGUAUUAUGAUUGAAAUGGACCCACCUCAAACAUUAGGUCUCUUAGAUCGUGACGUUAGAUUUAAGACUAUUGGUGUUGACGACUCCAAUAUUAACAUGUUGUUAAAUAUGAAAUUAACACAUGCACUCAUUAAAUUUAAUGAAAGUAAUCCUCACUUAGCAAAAUUUAGUCACUAAAAUAAAAAAUAAAAAAAUAAAUAAUAAUAAAUAAUAAAUACAAAUAGUUAACAAACAUUUGUCUAUAGUUUUCAAGAUUCAAUUUUAGAUAUAUAAAAGAGAACGAAAAUAGAACGAAAAAAAAAAAUAUAUAUAUAUAAUAAAUAAAAUUUUUUUUAAUAGAUCAUUAAUUGAAAAUUUAAGAAAAU
Molecule: messenger RNA, 9965 nt
Organism: Dictyostelium purpureum
Lineage: Eukaryota; Evosea; Eumycetozoa; Dictyosteliales; Dictyosteliaceae
Exons: 5
Coding region: 1-9777 (3258 amino acids)
Biological process (GO): protein retention in Golgi apparatus; protein targeting to vacuole
Cellular component (GO): extrinsic component of membrane
Source: RefSeq, a predicted model, not a curated record